UGUAGCGGGGCGCGGAGCCCUGCUCUCGCAACUCAAGAUGGCGGACGAGAGUGAGACAGCAGUGAAGCCGCCGGCACCUCCGCUGCCGCAGAUGAUGGAAGGGAACGGGAACGGCCAUGAGCACUGCAGCGAUUGCGAGAAUGAGGAGGACAACAGCUACAACCGGGGUGGUUUGAGUCCAGCCAAUGACACUGGAGCCAAAAAGAAGAAAAAGAAACAAAAAAAGAAGAAAGAAAAAGGCAGUGAGACAGAUUCAGCCCAGGAUCAGCCUGUGAAGAUGAACUCUUUGCCAGCAGAGAGGAUCCAGGAAAUACAGAAGGCCAUUGAGCUGUUCUCAGUGGGUCAGGGACCUGCCAAAACCAUGGAGGAGGCUAGCAAGCGAAGCUACCAGUUCUGGGAUACGCAGCCCGUCCCCAAGCUGGGCGAAGUGGUGAACACCCAUGGCCCCGUGGAGCCUGACAAGGACAAUAUCCGCCAGGAGCCCUACACCCUGCCCCAGGGCUUCACCUGGGAUGCUUUGGACCUGGGCGAUCGUGGUGUGCUAAAAGAACUAUACACCCUCCUGAAUGAGAACUAUGUGGAAGAUGAUGACAACAUGUUCCGAUUUGAUUAUUCCCCAGAGUUUCUUUUGUGGGCUCUCCGGCCACCCGGCUGGCUCCCCCAGUGGCACUGCGGGGUUCGAGUGGUCUCAAGUCGGAAAUUGGUUGGGUUCAUUAGCGCCAUCCCAGCAAACAUCCAUAUCUAUGACACAGAGAAGAAGAUGGUAGAGAUCAACUUCCUGUGUGUCCACAAGAAGUUGCGUUCCAAGAGGGUGGCUCCAGUCCUGAUCCGAGAGAUCACCAGGCGGGUUCACCUGGAGGGCAUCUUCCAAGCAGUUUACACUGCCGGGGUGGUACUACCAAAGCCCGUUGGCACCUGCAGGUAUUGGCAUCGGUCCCUAAACCCACGGAAGCUGAUUGAAGUGAAGUUCUCCCACCUGAGCAGAAAUAUGACCAUGCAGCGCACCAUGAAGCUCUACCGACUGCCAGAGACUCCCAAGACAGCUGGGCUGCGACCAAUGGAAACAAAGGACAUUCCAGUAGUGCACCAGCUCCUCACCAGGUACUUGAAGCAAUUUCACCUUACGCCCGUCAUGAGCCAGGAGGAGGUGGAGCACUGGUUUUACCCCCAGGAGAAUAUCAUCGACACUUUCGUGGUGGAGAACGCAAACGGAGAGGUAACGGAUUUCCUGAGCUUUUAUACGCUGCCUUCCACCAUCAUGAACCAUCCAACCCACAAGAGUCUCAAAGCUGCUUAUUCUUUCUACAAUGUUCACACCCAGACCCCUCUUCUAGACCUCAUGAGUGACGCCCUUGUCCUCGCCAAAAUGAAAGGGUUUGAUGUGUUCAAUGCACUGGAUCUCAUGGAGAACAAAACCUUCCUGGAGAAGCUUAAGUUUGGCAUAGGGGACGGCAACCUGCAGUAUUACCUUUACAAUUGGAAAUGCCCCAGCAUGGGGGCAGAGAAGGUUGGACUGGUACUACAAUAACCAGUCACCAGUACUAUUCUGGAUAAAGCCACUGAAAAUUCGAACCAGGAAAUGGAACCCCACCACUGUUGGUCCAAUUUUCACACACGUGAGAAUCCCUGGCAAAGGGAGCAGAACUGAACCGGCUUUACCAAAUCGCCAGCGAACUUGACAAUGGUAUUGCGAUGGCGUGGGCUGCGUGACCUCACCUCCGGUCGUGUCUCUGGUCUCCGUGUUUUCCAGUUAAUUACAUCCUCAUGCAGCCAUGAUCAAGGGAAUGUAACUGCUGAAAACUAGCUCGUGAUUGGCAUAUAAUGGAGUUAACGGGUGAAUAAUAAAAGUAUAUAUAUAUAUUA
This is a messenger RNA of Symphalangus syndactylus (siamang), 1863 nucleotides long. It is a transcript of the gene NMT1, whose product is annotated as N-myristoyltransferase 1. Gene Ontology annotation, biological process: N-terminal peptidyl-glycine N-myristoylation. The record is from RefSeq and is a predicted model, not a curated record. Lineage: Eukaryota; Metazoa; Chordata; Mammalia; Primates; Hylobatidae. Gene Ontology annotation, molecular function: glycylpeptide N-tetradecanoyltransferase activity. Gene Ontology annotation, cellular component: cytoplasm.